CAAAAUAGAGAAAUUUUUGGCAAAUUUAAUUUCAUCAGCUCUUAAAAAUGAAGAGAAAACGCUUAAAUCUAUUUGAAUCUAUUCUUUGAAAGACUGAUUGUUUUUGGACGUUUUUUCCAGCAUAGGACUUGGGGAAAUUUCCCUAACUGAAGAAUCGCCUUUUUAUGCUGCGUUUCUCCCUGGGUCUGACCUCUUCAAACAGCGGACUGCCCGGUGCGCACACGUUACGCACACAUGUCUAACUAAUUGAGUUCCGUUUCACUCGACAUGUUAAUUCGUUUACACCGAACAGCUCGUUUUUAUUUAACCACGAGGACUUUAGUUUAAUGGAGCGUGGACUGGUGUGCUUAAUGGCAGGUAAGCUUGGUUGAAGACAACAGUUGGGAUGUAUGUGUAAUGAUUGUCCUUGUCACCAGUGUUCAUAUUUUACGUGACAAAGACUAAAUGGGGCCUCUUAAUGUGUACAUUUAGAAGCCACAAUUGCACUUUUUACUUUUUAAAAAGAUUUGCAUAGGUAAUUUUGGGGCGCGGUCUGCUAAAGUUGGACACGCCUAACACAAAUUCUAAUUGACACCACAAGCUAGCUAAACGUCAAUUAUUAGUUAAAAUACUUUUUAAAAUACAAGGAGUUUUGUGCUAUAUGUGUGAUAGCCUAAUAAUAAUUUAUCUCUAAUAAAGCGCUAUCACCGGAAAUUCCCACCCGAUCGCAAUAGAAGGCUUGGAAGCGGCGUAUCGCCUCCUCACGCGAACUGGAAAUCACUCGCAUCUACAGACAGGUGAAAAUACACAUUCGGAGUAACUUUUAAUAUGUCAUAAUUACAUUUGAAACCUUGUUUAAACUUUAACCUAGAUACAUAUGGGGGAAAAAAGGAUUAUAUAGUUUUUAGAGCCUCCAACCGGUGCAGCUCAAAUCGCACGCUGCUAGUUACCGACUUUGUUGUAACAUUCUGUCCCCCCUUUUUUGAUAAUUUUGCCUUUGAUAAGUGAGAAUCGAAUCUGUCUCUCCUUGGAAGUUAUUAUAGAGCCUUCAACAAUAUAAAAGUAACUGUUUUGCGUCUUCGCACAACAUUUUCUUUGUUUUUAUUGUAGCCUACACUUUUUACCGGUUCGUUAUUCAAUGAAAAGUGGCAGCCUUUUUCGCGGAGAGCAGAGAUACGGAUCCUCCGAUUCACCUGUCUUUGCAGUAGUAUUUAACAGGUGAGCACAUAUAGUCGCAGGCAAACAGAGAGUGUUUGCCAAGGGCAUUGAUUUGAGCAUGGUCAGUUCUGUUCAAUUAUUGUCAAACCGCGGGGCAGUCGAAAGGAAACACGAACAGAAUCUACUGCCAGUUGACAGCUUUGUGUAAACAGUGAAACCAAUGGUGCAGCAGGGUCACAUGGUCACGGUGGCACACCUAUGAGGCCCUAGAACGGCGCCAGACACUCAGACUGCAGGUAGAGCAGAGGUCCUGAUCAGGGGCAGGGCGCUGGCUCAUGUGCUCGUGUACAGCACGGUUUCCCCGGUCUGUGGCAAUCAUGAAUCGGGAAGAGCACUAUUACCCACCUAACCAUCUGUACAAGGACUCUUGCGCCUUCCAGAGACACCCCAGCGAAGACUACUGCCAAAACCCUCCACCGUGUCUCUAUAUGAGUAGACAGACUCAGUCCGUCUACGCCUCGCCGUCCUUGGGCGCACAGGACCAGCCAAAUCUUACCGACAUUACCUCUUAUAACAUGUCGACCCGGGAUGAUCUAGCAGGGCCUCAUCUUCACCUUCCUCAGACUCCACAGACAUCUCUACAGACGCUCGGGGGUUACGGAGACUCUCUUGACCUGUGCGGGGAUCGGAACAGAUAUCAUCUCCCAUUCCCCUGGAUGAAGUCAACUAAAUCUCACACGCACGCCUGGAAAGGACAGUGGACAGGCCCUUACAUGGUAGAGGCCGAGGAGAACAAGCGCACGCGGACAGCUUACACCAGAGCUCAGCUGCUCGAGCUCGAGAAAGAGUUCCUCUUCAACAAGUACAUUUCUCGCCCACGCCGCGUGGAGCUCGCGCUCACCCUCAGCCUCACCGAGAGACACAUCAAGAUCUGGUUCCAAAACCGACGCAUGAAGUGGAAAAAGGAGGAGGACAAGAGGAGAGCCAGAGGAGUGGACCCCGAACAGGAUUCCUCCAUCACGUCCGGGGAUUUGAAGGAUGAGUCGUGUGUCGCCCCGGGAACUGUAGCGGGACCCCCCUCACCCCUGCACACACAUGUACCUCCAGUUCCACAAGACUCGUAAAACACACACUGUCCAAAAGAGACAUCCGAGACUGUAUCAUCAAUGCAAUCUAUCAGCCUGUCAGUGCCAUCGAUGAGUGGAACUGUAAGUGUGCAACCAGUACCGUAUUGUGACAUUCCACUCUCACAGUGACAAUGACAACAUUUGGUCAAAUCCUGUAUAUUGGCAGUAGGGGGCGAUCAGUUGCGUGAGAGACAAAGCUUCUGUAGAGUCAAUUUCGUGUUUUCUGUGUAGGCUAAUCGAAAUUCAGCACGCCAUUGAAACACCAAAUGUUCAUUAUCAAAUAUAUUCUUGGGCAUUGUUAAAA
Molecule: messenger RNA, 2568 nt
Organism: Ctenopharyngodon idella (grass carp)
Lineage: Eukaryota; Metazoa; Chordata; Actinopteri; Cypriniformes; Xenocyprididae
Gene: pdx1
Product: pancreatic and duodenal homeobox 1
Exons: 2
Coding region: 1473-2261 (262 amino acids)
Biological process (GO): regulation of transcription by RNA polymerase II; type B pancreatic cell differentiation
Cellular component (GO): nucleus
Molecular function (GO): DNA-binding transcription factor activity, RNA polymerase II-specific; RNA polymerase II cis-regulatory region sequence-specific DNA binding
Source: RefSeq, a predicted model, not a curated record